ACUUCUUAGAUAUGAGAACCUAAGAUUGCGCCGACUUUUCCGAUUGUUCCAUUUUCUCUCAUCCCAAAGUUGAAAACCCAUCCCCUUUGAAAUGGCGGAACCUUCAGCAAAGAUCCUUAGACGAACCCUAGAUCAAACCCUACAUGGAGAAGCUGAUAACAUUGAUAGACUCAGUGUACUUCCCGAAUCUGUUCUUCUCUCCAUUCUCUCACGCUUGGACCUCAAAGAAGCUGCAGCCACCUCAGUUUUAUCCACAGCCUGGAGAGACCUUUUCUUAAACCUUCCCUAUGUUCAGUUGAAUUUCAAUGGAAAUGGCAAUCCUCCUGAUCAUCCUAGACUCUUUCACCUGUUCACACUCUUUAUUAACAGAAUUCUUCGAGAGAGAAACCCAGAAAUACCCAUUAAAGCUUUCUGGCUAACUGUGAAGAAUUUCACUGAAAGGAUGAAACUUGAUUAUAAUUCAUUGAUGAUGUCCAUAGCUGCUGCAAUGUCCACUUGCAAGAUGAUGACCAUUGAUUACGCUAUUGGUUCCUGUAGUGAAGGUACUGAGGUAUCUUCACUUCCUCUUCCACCUGCAAUGUUUAUGUCAGAGACUCUAACUCGUUUGCGUCUAACCCUUUCUGUGGGGUGGGAUCUUCCGGAAAAUGUUUGGAUGCCCAAUCUAAGGUACGCUUACUUCAUUCCAUAUAGAUUGACGCAUGAGAAUUCUACUCAGAGGUUUCUGGAUGGGUGCCCUAGGCUAGAUUGUCUAAUGUUUACGAUUAGGGCCACACCAACGAGGGAUGAGCCUAGAGUAAAAACUCUUCGCGUGUCAAGUUCCUCCCUGAGAGUUUUAAGGGUUGGUUGGGAUCCGAUAGGUGAAAGAGGGAUGAGUAUUAAUGUGAAGUCUGAAAGUCUUGAGAGGUUGAUAUUAUAUCUUAGGGGAGGUCACAAUGUUAAUGUGGAUGCACCAAAUCUGAAAUUCUUGGACAUUUGCGGUCAUGUGCUUCAAAUGAACAUCAUUCGAGGUUUUCCUUUAAUUGAUGAGGCAGUUAUAGAUGUUGCAUAUGCGGCUCAGGGCACAUAUUGGAAAGACUUUCAUGCAGAUACUAAAAAAGCUUCUACCUUUUUCAAAGAGUUGCAAAACGUGAGAGUACUCAGCGUAUCUGAACCCAUCAUAAAGGCUCUCUUUGUUCAUGCAAAUGAGUUGCCGACUUUCAGCAACAUGUAUAAGAUCAAGUUUAUCCCUGAUUAUUCUCUUGAUGAAUUUACCCGUAACGGCAUUCAGGAUGUGUUCUUCAACUUGUUUCAAAGAUGUCCUAACCUGCAAGUGCUUUCCUUUCAUGAUAAGAUAGAUAUGUUGAGCAGCAGCAACGUCUUUGAUAUCGAACUUGAAACUGUUUUCCCUAUUACAAUGGUUCAAAAUCUGAAGGAAUUACAAAUUUCUGAGUUCAAAGGUGAACAAAUGGAAUACAUGCUGCUGAAAUUUUUCUUGAAGAACGGACAAUCUUUACAGAUUAUUUCUCUGAGAAAAGAUGCUUCGAAAAAGGCAGGUAGGUAUACUUGGCCGCGAAAACAAAAAAAGAAAAUUCUCUCCUUCCGGAGGAAGUGCACAAAAGAGUGUGAGAUUAUAUUCAAAUAGAAAUUGGAUUUUACAAAAUUCCCAUGAUUAGCCAUGGCAACAAGUCUAUCUAUCUCUCUAAAAGUAUGUUAUUUUUGUUGAACAUCGCCACCUGCCUCGUCUUAUAGACCGGUGGGCUUUUUAUAUUGCUUCUGUCAUAUUAGAUUGUAUGCUCCUUGGCUGGAAACAAUGGUUCUGGUUCAUGUUCCGCCGAGUCUGUAUUGUGUACCUUCCUGAGCCAACUGGGCUUUUGUUUUGUA
This is a messenger RNA of Vigna unguiculata (cowpea), 1860 nucleotides long. RefSeq names its product putative F-box/FBD/LRR-repeat protein At5g22670. The record is from RefSeq and is a predicted model, not a curated record. NCBI's taxonomy places the organism in Eukaryota, Viridiplantae, Streptophyta, Magnoliopsida, Fabales, Fabaceae. Gene Ontology annotation, molecular function: protein binding.